Molecule: messenger RNA, 489 nt
Organism: Bradysia coprophila
Lineage: Eukaryota; Metazoa; Arthropoda; Insecta; Diptera; Sciaridae
Product: vasotab-TY3-like
Molecular function (GO): protein binding
Source: RefSeq, a predicted model, not a curated record
AUCGUGCGAUAUUACCACCACGAACUGGCAUUUGUGCAAAUUAUUUGGGCAAUUGUUUGAAUGAAAUUUUCGUAUAAAAGUAAAACAAUUCUAAAGAUACUUUCAGUUAAUACAUUAAACUGCCAGACAUGAAGCUACUAACCAUAUUUGCUGCAAUCUGCUCAGCGAUCGCUUUUGUGGAAGCUAGAUCGUCGAUAGAACCAUCAGUCGAAGAAGUAUCGCCGAGACCGGUUUGUGAUAUCAUGUGCACCAUGCAAUAUGAUCCUGUAUGUUGCUUACCACGAAGUGGAUGUGGUGAUUGUCAGACGUUUGGUAACGCUUGCGGUCUUGAUGUCUAUAACUGUGAAAAUCCUGGAAAUCCAUACUACUCGUACUCAAACGGUGAUUGUGGUUCAAUCGGAAAAGGGACUCUGGUCGGACAAUUGGCCUAAGCAACACAGUGUCUUUUAUGAUAAAGUUUUUGGGUUUGAAUAAAAUUUUCUAGCUGAA